GCGCCCGCCCCACCAGAGCGCGGCGGUGGCAGCGCGGAGCCGAGCGGAGAGGAGCUUGAGAGCAGUGCGCCCCGCCGGGCCUCGACCACGCUGCGGCUGCCUCUGUCCGCCCCCACCUCCUUGUUGUUGCCUGCACACCCUCGGCACCAUGUCAGUAGAACUAGAAGAAGCAGAUUUGCCUCUGACUGAAGCGGAGGAGGUGCCUCUCGCUCCGGAGAAGAAAGCAGCCGCUAAGAAAGCGAAAGGCGGCGGCUCCUCGUUGUCGCCGUCAAAGAAGAAGAAAAAUAACAAGAAGAAAAAUCAACCGGGUAAAUAUAGCCAGUUGGUGGUGGAGACAAUCCGCAAACUGGGGGAGCGCAAUGGCUCAUCACUGGCCAAGAUCUACAACGAGGCCAAAAAGGUGGCCUGGUUCGACCAGCAGAACGGCAGGACCUACCUGAAGUACUCCAUCAAGGCGCUGGUGCAAAACGACACGCUGCUCCAGGUCAAGGGCACCGGCGCCAAUGGUUCUUUUAAGCUCAACAGGAAGAAACUGGAAGGCGGUGGCGAGGGAGGCGCGGGCAGCAGCGCCCACAAGUCCCAUAAGAAGGCCACGGCAUCCACGUCCCGGAGGGCGGAGAAGAAGCCAGUGACCAAGAGUAAGAAGCCCGAGAAGAAAUCUCACAAGAAAGGAGCCAGCGGCGCGGCGGCGAAAAAGGACAAGGGCAAAACCAAGAAGGCUACCAAGAAGGGAGCUGCGUCCCCCGGGGGCAAGAAGGUGAAGAAGUCUGCAAAGCCUAAGGCACUGAAAAGCAGGAAGGCAUGAGAGCGGGGCACAGGGAGCCCCCCGCCGCCCCCCGGACUGUGGGCCCCGCGGCAAGGACUGCUCUGAGGACGGACCCCAGGGGACCCGCUUUGUCUUUGUGUUGCUGACUCGGCUACGCAGCCGCCGCCGUACGCGGUGAGCGGGGCUGCGGCUGUCCCAGCCCCCUUCCCCUUCUCCGACGCCUUAUUUUUUUUCACCCCCAGCCUCCCCUCCCCCUUUCCCCGCAGCAUACCUCCUCCCCCCCAGUCGCGCCCUUUUGUUUUCGGCCGUUCCCCGCCCCGCGUGUAGACGGUUCCCGAUUCCCCCCCCCCCCUCCCCCGCCCCGUCUCUCCGGUGCUUUACAGAGGCUUUUUUUUUCCCGCCCGGUUUCCAUAGCAGCCAUUUUGCGGUGGCGGCGGCGCCCCCGCGGCCCCCAGCGCCACGUGGGCCGGCUCCCGCCGCCCGGGCCCGCCGCGCGCCCCCGCCCCGCCCCUCCCGCCGGGCGCCCCGUGCCUGAUCCAGGCCGUUUCAAACGCCACGGCGCCCCCUAUUGGCUCCCGCCGCCGCCAUGGCAACGGCCGGUGCAGCGCCAAUUGGCUGCCGCGGCGUCGGGCCGCGCUCGCAGCGCCCGCCCGUUGGCGGCGCCGCCCGCGGGGCCCCUCGGGCAGCCGGUUCAGGCGCCCCCGCGAUGGCCUUUGCGGUUUUUUUUAAUCGGUUUUGGGUGGGGGUUUCGUUUGGUUAAUGUUUCUUUUCGGGGAGGGUGGGGUUGGUGUUAGUUUGUUAUUUUCAUUUAUCGUCGUUUCAAAUAAAUUGUUACAAAACGUC
This is a messenger RNA of Pogoniulus pusillus (Red-fronted tinkerbird), 1609 nucleotides long. Its product is annotated as histone H1.10. Gene Ontology annotation, molecular function: structural constituent of chromatin; DNA binding. The transcript has a single exon. Gene Ontology annotation, biological process: nucleosome assembly. Gene Ontology annotation, cellular component: nucleosome. Bases 149 to 805 code for a protein of 218 amino acids. NCBI's taxonomy places the organism in Eukaryota, Metazoa, Chordata, Aves, Piciformes, Lybiidae. The record is from RefSeq and is a predicted model, not a curated record.